Molecule: messenger RNA, 2427 nt
Organism: Talaromyces rugulosus
Lineage: Eukaryota; Fungi; Ascomycota; Eurotiomycetes; Eurotiales; Trichocomaceae
Exons: 3
Coding region: 1-2427 (808 amino acids)
Biological process (GO): proteolysis
Molecular function (GO): metalloendopeptidase activity
Source: RefSeq, a predicted model, not a curated record
AUGAGAUUUGGCAGCAGCUGGUUGUCUGCUGCCUUCAGCGCGGCCGCUGUAUUUCUGCAAUGUGUUGACGGCAAUUCGCACGCUCCACAGCCCAUUCGCUACGUUUUUGACCUAGAAGAUGUGGUUAUCCAUACCCCAUCGCACCGAGUACAUUCUCACUCGAGUUUCGAUGUCACCUUUUCCCUACACAAUCACGAGCAACAGAUCAAACUGAAACUAGAACCGAACCACGACGUGCUGGCAGAGGAUGCCCAAAUCGACUAUUUCAAUCCCGAUGGCAGUAUCGGCCAUAGCGAGCCGAUCAACCGCCGAGAUCACCGCGUUUUCAAGGGGACAUCAUGGACGGAGAUAGAGCCUGGACACUGGACGCGUGUUGGUUGGGCGCGCCUCUAUGUCACCCGAGACGGGCCUGAGCCCUUGUUCGAGGGCGCCUUUAGUCUGAUGCACGACUAUCACAACAUCAAGCUGCGGUCCAGCUACAUGAACACAUGGCGGGAUGUUGAUGCCCUACCAGAGGAACGAGAUGAUGACUAUAUGGUGGUCUUUCGAAACUCCGACAUGGUCGCCGCUGAACAAGAACACACCGAGCUGAAGCGGUCGCUUGCCGGUGUUUCUUGCCAGGCAGACAAAUUGGACUUUAACUCAGACCCCAACCAUCCUGUUUUCAAACCGCCGCAAUCACCAAAUGUCGCUUUCAUGCCGGUCGAUCAGUUCUUUGGACUGUCACGUCGACAGUCCGACACGGGAGAUGUUGGUGGUAACACAGGCGGGAUCAACCUGGCUUCUACAAUUGGCAGCACAGCAGGCUGCCCGACUACGAAGAAGGUUGCGCUCAUUGGCGUGGUCACUGAUUGUUCGUUUACCAAUAAAUUCAGCUCCGACCAAGAGGCCCGAUCCGACAUCAUUAAAAUGGUCAACACGGCGUCUACUCUGUACGAAAAUACCUUCAACAUUUCCCUUGGUCUGAAAAACCUGGUGGUGAACACUAACCAAAGCUGCGAAAACUCCGGGACAAGUACGACCCCGUGGAAUGUCCCAUGUACGACAGGGAACAUCACGACCAGAUUAGAUGACUUUACGAAAUGGCGCGGCGAACAAAACGACACGAAUGCCUACUGGACUCUGAUGAGCGCCUGCUCAACGGGAGCUGAAGUGGGAGUGUCUUGGCUGGGACAGCUCUGUGUCCAUGGAGACUCCAACGCGACCGUGGCCGGGGCCAAUGUUGUUGUCAAAACGUCUACCGAGUGGCAGGUAUUUGCCCACGAGUCAGGCCAUACAUUCGGUGCGGUACAUGAUUGCGAAAGCGACACAUGCCAGCGAGGGCUACAGAAAACAUCGCAAUGUUGCCCAUUAACUUCAACGACGUGUGAUGCCAAUGGUAAAUACAUCAUGAACCCCACGACGGCUUCCGACCUCGAGAACUUUUCACAGUGCACAAUCGGCAACAUCUGCUCGGCGAUAGGCCGUAGCAGCGUCCAAUCGGAAUGCCUAGUGGACAACAAGGGAGUCGUCACCACAACUGGCAGCCAGUGUGGCAACGGCAUUGUUGAGAGUGGUGAAGACUGCGAUUGUGGAGGAACAGCAGGGUGUGGAAGCAACGCCUGCUGCGAACCAACGACUUGCAAAUUCAAGUCCACUGCCGUGUGCGACGACUCCAACGAGGCCUGCUGUUCUGGCUGCCAGUUUUCUGCAGUCAACACCACUUGCCGUGCCGCGGACGGUCCUUGCGAUGUCGCCGAAGUCUGUUCGGGCACAUCAGGAGACUGCCCAGCUGACAAGCACCUGUCCGACGGCACAAGCUGUCAAACCGCCGACGAGACUGGCCUCGCCUGUGCUAGUGGACAAUGUACUAGCCGUGACCUGCAAUGCCGAACUGUCCUUGGCUCUGUCCUCGGCAGCAACAACACCUAUGCCUGCGACGACUCGUCGUGCACAAUUUGGUGCGCGUCGUCCGUCCUUCCCUCGAACGAAUGCGGCAGCAUGCAGCAGAACUUCCUUGAUGGCACUCCCUGUGACGGUAAUGGCCACUGCAGCAAUGGCAGAUGCACUGGAUCCUCAGUGGGCGGCAAAAUCAAGUCCUGGGUUGACGACCACAAACCCCUGGUCAUUGGCCUUGCUGCCGGCAUUGGCGGGCUGCUUUUGCUGAUGAUUUUGAGCUGCAUCUUCUCGUCUUGUCGUCGACGGCACAGGGCUCGCAAAUUCCGCCCUUCUCAGCCAGGCGGUGCCUAUGGAAGAAGACUGAGUCGAGGAGGAGGAGGAGCAGGAGGGUGGGCAGGUCCCAUGCCACAGGGACCCCCAAGAGGUGGUAAUCCCAACAACAUGCAGCCACCUUCAGGUUUCUAUGCGGCGCCGGCCUAUCCGCCGCCACCACCAGCAUAUGGCGAGCAUAACCGCGGUAUGCCCAUGUCGCAGUCGCGAUACGCUUGA